Teleopsis dalmanni is the source of this 939-nucleotide messenger RNA. Its product is annotated as myb-like protein P. Lineage: Eukaryota; Metazoa; Arthropoda; Insecta; Diptera; Diopsidae. Bases 1 to 939 code for a protein of 312 amino acids. The transcript has 2 exons. The record is from RefSeq and is a predicted model, not a curated record.
AUGAACAUAAGCAGCAAUAAUAGUAGCAAUGUUGGAGGUGUACACGAAGUGAGUGAAUUGGUUGCAGCGACGGGUGGCAUAGCUGACAGUACAAACAAUGUGGUUGGUAGUGUCCUACAAGAUGCUGCCAACACACUGACAAAAGACACCACUGGCAAUAUUGAACACAACAAUAACAAUUAUUUAAACAGCAGCGAUUUGACUACAACAAUUAUAAAACAAUCGCCGACAUCGCCGCCACCUUUAGCUAACUCGCAUAUGUCUGCAGGUGCUGCAGUUGCUGCUACUGUUGUACAACAACAGCAGCAGCAAACUAAAGACAAUCUUUUCGCCACAACAGCAACUGACAUACAGCAACAACAACAACAACAGAUUCAAAUUAAUAACACUGCUGAGAACAAUUUGGGCAAUAUGAUUGAGAACAACAAUAACAAUAGCCACGGCAGCAACAAUUUGUUACGUAAAAAACAUGACUUGCCGCUAACAUGUCAACUGUCCAGUGAGCUUGUAACGACAAGUCAACAAAUUAACGAACGUCCACCUCCGCCGCCAUAUCACGCAACUGCUGCAGCUAAAGUAUUCCAUGCACAAGCAACCAAUUGCACCAGCAACUCCAACACCAACACCAACACCAGCAAUGAAGCACUUUCGCAUGACAUAGCAAUCAAUCCAACAAGUCGUCUCACUGCGUAUGAGCAAUUUCUAAAAUUGUCUGCGCAGGAGUACAGUGUAUCUGCCGCUGAGAGCGCAGCUGCAUUGAAUUUAAGUAGUUUAGGCAAAGGCAUGCCGAGCACCGUUUCUGCAGAAACAGAUAUAAUGUUGCGUCAUGUCAAUGUUGCUGCUGCAAUGGCUGCGGCUGCGGUGGCUAAUGUAAGUGGUUCCAGCAUUGAAUCUACAAAUGCUGUCGCCGCCACUGAAGAUGUUUGUGAGCAUAAUUAG